This is a messenger RNA of Gavialis gangeticus (Gharial), 1194 nucleotides long. RefSeq names its product transmembrane protein 98 (gene TMEM98). Bases 256 to 936 code for a protein of 226 amino acids. Lineage: Eukaryota; Metazoa; Chordata; Crocodylia; Gavialidae. The record is from RefSeq and is a predicted model, not a curated record. Gene Ontology annotation, cellular component: endoplasmic reticulum. The transcript is spliced from 7 exons.
AACACACAUAAGCACACCAGCUAGGAAUGCUAACAAGCCAGAGCACACCGUGAGGAUAAUGGGCUAGGCAGCUCUCAGCCUAAGGAUCUGGGAGUCCAUUUUGUUUGAAGGGAGAGAAACUUGAAGAACAAACGCUGGCACAUUGGACCCUUUUGUCUAACCCACAAUAUUUGCAGCUUAAGCAUUAUUUUUCUAAACUGACCUGUGGGAUGGAAAUGCACCUCUGACUGCAGCCUGCCGUGCUGCUGAGAAGCCAUGGAGACUGUUGUCAUCGUUGCCAUCGGCGUGCUUGCUACUAUUUUCCUGGCUUCAUUUGUGGCAUUGGUGGUGGUGUGUAGACAGCGGUACUGCCGGCCCAAGGACCUCCUGCACCAUUAUGACACAAAGCCUAUCGUUGACCUUAUUGGUGCCAUGGAGACACAGUCCGAGCCCUCAGAGCUGGAGCUGGAUGAUGUUGUGAUAACAAACCCACACAUCGAGGCCAUUUUGGAGAAUGAGGACUGGAUCGAAGAUGCCUCGGGCCUGGUUUCUCACUGCAUCGCUAUCCUGAAGAUUUGCCACACUUUGACAGAAAAGCUUGUAGCGAUGACGAUGGGUUCUGGAGCCAGAAUGAAGUCUCCAACCAGCCUGAAUGACAUCAUUGUGGUUGCUAAGCGAAUUAGCCCCAGGGUGGAUGAUGUUGUGAGGUCAAUGUACCCUCCACUGGAUCCCAAGCUUCUGGAUGCAAGGACAACGGCCCUCCUGCUCUCUGUCAGCCAUCUCGUCUUGGUGACCAGGAAUGCCUGUCACCUGACUAGCGGCAUGGACUGGAUUGACCGAUCGCUUUCUGCAGCGGAAGAGCACAUGACUGUGCUUCGGGAGGCUGCUCUCGCCACUGAGCCCGAAAGAAACCUCCCGGGGGCAGAGAGCUUCCUGCAGGAGCAGUCAGCCAUCUGAAGUAUGCCUGUUGGGAGACUGGACCCCAACACUUCCCAGGCUGUGAGCCUCCGGGUUCAGGCCACUGCCCUGGGUGGUGCCCUGUUCCAAAACUUGCAUGAGCUAAGCACAGCCAUUAGUAUAUUUACAUUGAACUCCAGACAGAUGGUAGCUAUGGCAAUGGUCCUCUGCCCUGUCCCCUGCUGCUUUGUAGUUUGGUUUAAUGUCCUACUCUGUGGAACAGUGGGACCAUGGUUAAUAAAAUCCCAUGAGAAAUCA